Molecule: messenger RNA, 3158 nt
Organism: Patella vulgata (common limpet)
Lineage: Eukaryota; Metazoa; Mollusca; Gastropoda; Patellidae
Product: arylsulfatase I-like
Exons: 9
Coding region: 374-1987 (537 amino acids)
Source: RefSeq, a predicted model, not a curated record
AAUAUCUAAGAUCAUCUUAAUGAAACAAAAGAAGCCUAUUGAAUUUCAACAAAUUGUAUCAAUCACAAGUAAUGUCUUUUGUUUUAGGUUAUAGAAUCUUGUGAAGACUCUAAUGUUUUAUGAACCUAGUUUGUUUUAAAAAAAAAAUAAAACCCAACCCAUUAUUAUGGAAUAACUGGGUCUUGUUAAUUCUCCCAUCACCUACAAAAGAAUAAACAUGCAACAGCCUCUAACUAUGUUUUGUUGCCUGCCAACCUACCCUAGUUAGUUUUUUAUUUUAUAAGUGGGAUGAAAAUAUUGGUAAAUUGGUAUGUGCAAUGGGAAUAUUUGUAGGGGCAGUGGUCAUCAAGAACAUAUAGAAAGUUUAUGAAAGAUGUUGUCAGUUUUAUAUUUACUGGCUGUUCAAGGCUUUAUAUUUGUUCACUCAGCACAAAAACCAAACAUUAUAUUAAUUGUUGCUGAUGAUUUGGGUUAUGAUGAUGUAAGUUUUCAUGGUUCUAAUCAGAUUCCUACACCAAAUAUAGAUUCUCUAGCUAAUAAAGGAAUUUUAUUAAAUAAUUAUUAUGUACAACCUAUCUGUACACCUACUAGAAGUGCUCUAAUGACAGGAAGACAUCCUAUACAUACAGGAAUGCAACAUUCUGUAAUUCAUGGAUCCGAACCAUAUGGUUUACCAUUAACAGAAACUUUAAUGCCACAAUAUUUGAAUGAAUUAGGAUACAGUUCACAUAUAGUAGGAAAGUGGCAUCUUGGAUUUUUUGCUAAAGAAUACACACCACUUUAUCGGGGAUUUAAAAGUCAUCUAGGUUACUGGUUGGGAAAAGAAGAUUAUUUUGAUCAUGUGUCAGAAGCUGCUAUGCAUGAAUCUGGUCUUGAUUUUAGAGCCAACAUGUCUGUGUUAUCCAGUGAAAAUGGUACUUAUUCUACAGAAUUAUUCACAAAUGAAGCUGUUAAACUUAUAACUGAACAUGACCAAUCAGAGCCGUUAUUCCUGUAUUUACCAUUCCAAGCUGUACAUGCUGGUAAUGCAGACCAUCCACUACAGGCUCCACAAAAAUAUAUCGACAGAUUUCCUAAUAUACAGAAUAUGAGUAGACGAAUAUUUGCUGGAAUGGUAUCAGCUCUAGAUGAUGGUGUUGGUGCUGUAGUAGAAGUGUUGUCAACAAAGGGAAUGUUAAAUAAUUCUAUUAUCGUGUUUACUACUGAUAAUGGUGGACCAGCAGAUGGUUAUAAUGGAAAUGCUGCCAGUAACUUUCCUCUAAGGGGAAUAAAAGAAACUUUAUGGGAAGGAGGAGUAAGAGGAGAUGGUCUUAUUUACAGUCCAUUAUUACAGAAUUCUCAGUAUGUUUCUGAACGUAUGAUGCAUGUUUGUGAUUGGUUACCUACUUUAUAUCGAGCAGCUGGUGGUGACCCCACUACCAUGAAAAAUCUGGACGGAUAUGACAUGUGGGAUGUUCUCUCCAAUAAUCAACAGAAUUCUCCUAGAAAAGAAAUUUUACAUAAUAUAGAUCCUAUAAGAAAGCAAGCUGCUAUUCGUAUCAGAGAUUAUAAGUUGUUAUCUGGUGAAGUGGGUGUGGCAUAUGCUGAUUGGUAUCCACCAUAUCAAGUGGACGAAGAUUCAUAUAAUUUACAUGUUGAUAAUUACAAGGGACAAACAACCUACAAGAAUAAUGGACAGUUGAAAGAUGUGAUUGAAAUGAGUAUUUCUGAAAACAGAUUGAAGGCUGUUGCAGUAAAUUGUGGACCUAAACCAGCAAAUGCUAGUACAAACUGUCGACCUUUGACCUCGCCAUGUUUAUUUCAUAUUCUAUCUGACCCGUGUGAAUAUAAUAAUAUCGCAGAUUCAAAUAAAGACAUUGUUAUCCAGUUACUACAACGAUUACAAGAAUUAAGUUAUACCAUGGUACCACCAGGUAACAAACCGGCAGAUCCAAGAGGGGAUCCAAAAUAUCAUAAUGGUGUCUGGUCACCUUGGAUCAACCCUUAAAUAUCAUAAAUACCAUAAUGGUAUCUGGUGAUCCAAAAUAUCAUAAUGGUAUCCUAUUAUCUUAUAAAACUUCUAAAUGAAAUGAUAUCUGGUGAUCUUGUAAAACUUCUAUAAAUGAUAAUGGUAUCCAUCUGCUCUCUGGGAAAUUGAUAAGGGUAUCUAGUGAUCUUGUAAAACCUCUAAAUAUAGUGGUCUUUGGUGAUCCUAAAUAUCAAUAACUAGGUACCAGCAUUGUGGGGUCAAAGCCAUGACUUGCAUAGAUAACAGGUAUACAAUUAUUAUUCAGUUUUUGCCCCCAACAUUGUCUGAGAAAGUUCCUGUGGAUUUUUUGGUGCAGGGCCCCCUUGUCUCCGAUAUAAACUUGCUUUCUUAUAGGAUCUUGUCUGCAGGAUGGAGGGCCUAGUCAUUCAAAUUUAACAACAAAAAAAAACCGAUGUUCUUUGUACACAUUGACUGGCAUGCAUGUAAAAGACUUCCUUGUUAGCAAAAUGUCCCUCAUAGCACACUGUAUGGUAUAUGCCUGUCUUCAGUAGCCCAGUCGGUGCAGUAGGAUGUUAAACCCCACUUAUUUCAGAGCAUAUAUUUAAAAAAACAUUCAAGAUAUUCUUUAUGAAUCUUUGUACACAUAUCACCUGUUUACUAAUUUGUCAAUUCUAAAUUGACAAAUUUUUGUGUUUCUAUGGGAGCACAUUUCAUUUAGUUUUUGGUUUGCAAUUAUUUUUUGGAGUACAUUCAAGAUAUCUUUAUGAAAGUAUGAAAUUUUGUUUUCAUUCAUACAUCCAGAACUUCAGUCUUUUUAUCGUAGUAAUUUUUGUUCAGCAUAACUUGGUUGCCUGAUACUAUUUGAGGAGGCUGGAUGAUAUUUAGUGAUGCCCAAUACUAUUUGAGGAGGCCUUAUGAUUUUUAGGGAUGCCCGAUACUAUUUGAGGAGGCCUGAUGCUAUUUGGGAAGGCCUGAUGCUAUUUGAGGAGGCCUGAUAUUUGGGCAUGCCUAAUACUUUUUAGGCCUCUCUGAUACUAUUUGGACAUCUUUGAUAUAGACUACUGGUGGGUGGUGAUUGCCAAUAAAAGAGAUUGUAAUUGUCAAAACAUGUCCAUAUGGAUGAUUGAAGCUUUUUGUUUUAUUUCAUUGAUAUAAAUGAGAUUAAUGUUUUUUAUCUAAUAAAUGUACC